Messenger RNA from Balaenoptera acutorostrata (minke whale), 1084 nucleotides. RefSeq names its product ribosomal protein L22 like 1 (gene RPL22L1). Bases 34 to 402 code for a protein of 122 amino acids. The record is from RefSeq and is a predicted model, not a curated record. Gene Ontology annotation, molecular function: RNA binding; structural constituent of ribosome. Gene Ontology annotation, biological process: cytoplasmic translation. Lineage: Eukaryota; Metazoa; Chordata; Mammalia; Artiodactyla; Balaenopteridae. Gene Ontology annotation, cellular component: ribosome. The transcript is spliced from 4 exons.
GCUUUCUCUCGGAUCGCGCGGCCGGCGUGCAAGAUGGCGCUGAAGAAAGACAGGAAGCCUAAGAAGUCAACCUGGAAGUUUAAUUUGGACCUUACUCAUCCAGUAGAAGAUGGAAUUUUUGAUUCUGGAAAUUUUGAACAGUUUCUACGGGAGAAGGUUAAAGUGAAUGGAAAAACUGGAAAUCUUGGGAAUGUCGUUCACAUUGAACGCUUCAAGAAUAAAAUCACAGUUGUUUCUGAGAAACAGUUCUCUAAAAGGUAUUUGAAAUACCUUACCAAGAAAUACCUUAAAAAGAACAAUCUUCGUGAUUGGCUUCGUGUGGUUGCAUCUGACAAGGAGACUUAUGAACUUCGUUACUUCCAGAUUAGUCAAGACGAAGAUGGAUCCGAGUCUGAGGACUAGAUGAAGCCAUCCCUUUCAGGGCUUUGCUUGCUAAUAAAACAAAUGAAGUAUACAAGAGAAACAUCUUGAAAGGGACCUUUAGUUUAUCAGUGAAUAAAAAACAUUACUCUGUUAAGCAUUCAUCUCUUUGAUUUAAGUGUAUGCUGUUUAUAGUGCUGGCUUUCCUUUAAUACUUUUUAAAAAAAAUUUUUACUGGAGUAUAGUUGAUUUACAAUGUUGUGUUAGUUUCGGGUGUACAGCAAAGUGAAUCAGUUACACAAUGCACUCCUUUUUUUUUUAAGAUUCUUUUCCCGUAUAGGCCAUUACAGAGUAUUGAGUAGAGUUCCCGGUGCUAUACAGCAGGUUCUUAUUAGUUAUCUGUUUUAUGUGUAGUAGUAUGUACAUGUCAGUCCCAAUCUCCCAAUUUAUCCCCCCCGCCCUUAUCCCCUGGUGACCAUAAGUUUGUUUUCUACAUCUGUUACUCUACUUCCGUUUUGUAAAUAAGUUCAUUUGUACUCUCCUGUUUUUUUUUUUUUUUUUAAUACUUUCUGUAAGCAGUAUUUAAAUAGCCUGUAGCUAGUGGAAUUUCUUCCAGGAUUUCUGAAGUGUACUGCUUUUACAAAUAUCCUCGAGUUAAAGUAUAUAGUGAAAAAAUGAAGCACAAUUUUGGGUAUAACUUUAUAUAAUAAAAUAUUUAAAUUCU